Messenger RNA from Closterium sp. Yama58-4, 720 nucleotides. NCBI's taxonomy places the organism in Eukaryota, Viridiplantae, Streptophyta, Zygnematophyceae, Desmidiales, Closteriaceae. The record is from the annotation of a GenBank genome assembly.
AUGUUCGUAAUUAAGGAGGCCGAGCUGAAAAGCGCGAGCAUCCCGAGCGACGAGGAUUUCCAAAACGCGGCUCCCAGCAUCGCCAUCAACGGUAGCAGCCGAGCUGCUCCCACUCGCGGCCGGCGAACCUCGUACCGCGACCUCGUCGCGCGAAUCCAGGAAGAGUCCAGAAGGCGAACAGAAGCGGAGGAAGCGCUGUCCGCCUGCACGAAACGGUUGGACGGCGUGCGAGCCGCGGUCGCAGCCGCGCAGAAAGCGCUCGACGAAGCUGCACUGGUCGUUCUCAUUCCGGCAGGUUCCGGUGAUGCUCAAGGGGGGAACGAAAGCAGCACGGCUAGUAUCGAGGAAGCUGGAAACGAGGAUGCCGGGUCGAGAUCUGCUGACGGAUCGCAAGAGGUUCCGACGGAAGCAGAUACGACUGGGAGUGCCGGUGCAGAAACAGUUGUGAAUGGGAUUGGCAUUGUGGAAACAGAUACGACAGGGAGCGUGGAUGUGGAAGGUGCAUUGGCGAGAGCGGUUGCUGCGGCGAUGAAGCGAGGCGAGGAGCAUUUGAUAUCGGAUAAGCAGCAAGCGGAUCUGGUGGCGCGGAAAGAGGCGGAGGUGUCGCGGUUGCGAGAUAAGCUGCAGUACUGGGAGAGGAUGAACCAGGAGAUGGCUGAGAAGAAUAACGAAGCCAUUGGUAAGGAGGACAAGCUGAAAGGAUCUUUCUUGGCUACUUGA